Podarcis muralis (Common wall lizard) is the source of this 5539-nucleotide messenger RNA. It is a transcript of the gene CASD1, whose product is annotated as CAS1 domain sialic acid O acetyltransferase 1. NCBI's taxonomy places the organism in Eukaryota, Metazoa, Chordata, Lepidosauria, Squamata, Lacertidae. Gene Ontology annotation, cellular component: Golgi membrane. The record is from RefSeq and is a predicted model, not a curated record. Gene Ontology annotation, molecular function: N-acetylneuraminate 9-O-acetyltransferase activity.
CGAGGGGCGGUAGCGGACCAGCCGCAGCAGCAGCAGCGCGAGGGGGGCGCGGAUGGCCGUUGGGGGCAACGGCAGCAGCUGCAGCCGCCGCUUCAGGAACCGGGCGGGAAAGCGGGCGCUCCCCUGGCUGCUGAGGUGAAGCGGCGGCGCCCGGACGAGGAGGAAGGGGAGGGGGCCGCGCUUCUGCCGCCGCCGCCGCUGCUCUUGGGCGAAGCGGAGGAAGAGGACGCCGACGACCCGCCCGCCUCCGCGGGGCUCUCCUCCCUGGGCUUCUCUCUCCUGCGCUGGUGGCGGCGGCAGAAGCGGCGGUUCUUCUUCUCCCCUCCGCCGUCCCCGCUGGGGACCCAGCGCAGCUGCCCGUGCGCCGCCGCCCGCUCCUUCGCGCACUGUUGUCAUGGAGGAGCCAAGAUGGCGGCCCUGGCCUACACCUUGGGCAAGCGCGAGAUCAACCACUACUUCAGCGUGAGGAGCGCCAAGGCGCUGGCGCUGGGCGCCGUCCUGCUGCUCGCCGCCUGCCACGCCGCCUCGCGCCGGUACCGAGGUGAUGAUAGUUGUGAGCACCUUCUCUCUAGUGGAAGAUUUCUUGGGGAGAAAGUAUGGCAGCCUCACGGCUGUAUGAUGCACAAAUAUAAGCAGAGUGAAGCAAAAACAUGCCUCGUAGACAAACAUAUUGCAUUUAUAGGUGAUUCUAGGAUCCGUCAGCUGUUCUACUCAUUUGUGAAACUCCUGAACCCUCAAAUUAAGGAGGAUGGAGUCAAGCAUGGAAACAUUCCUUUUGAAGACAAAUCAUCCUCACUUAAAGUGGAAUUUCUGUGGUAUCCGGAAGUCAAUGGCUCUAUGAAGCAGCUUAUCAAAUCUUGGACUGAAGGUUCUUCUCCAAAGCCUCACAUAGUUGUAGCAGGAGCUGCUGUGUGGUCUAUCAGUAUUCACAAUGGCAGCAAUGAAGCCCUCACACAGUAUAAAAUCAAUAUCACAUCAGUUGCCCCUCUUCUGGAAAAACUGGCAAAGAGCAGUGAUGUCUACUGGGUCCUACAAGAUCCAGUUUAUGAAGAUAUGUUGAGUGAAAGCAGGAAAAUGAUCACUAAUGAGAAAAUAGAUGCCUACAAUGAAGCAGCAAUCAGUAUCCUGAACAGCAGCUCAAAAAACUCAAAAGCUAAAGUAAAAAUUUUCAGUGUAUCUAGGCUGAUAGCGGAAGAAACUAUAAGUCAGUCCUCAGAUGGUAUACACCUUUCUGAAUCAAGCAGAGAAAUAAAUGCAAUGAUUCUGAUAAACAUCCACUGCAACAAGGUUAUAAAGCCCAUCGAUGGUUCGUGCUGCCAGCCUCAGCCUCCUGUCACUUUGAUACAAAAACUAGCCUUUGGGUUUUUUGCUUCCUCCAUAAUUGGAUAUUUAAUUCUUGUUCUCAUACGUCGUAACAAUCACCAGAAGAAUAAGCCAUGUACAGAUAUGGAGAGUGGAGAAGAGAAGAAACCUGUCACCAACACUACAGCCAUUUCUACUCUAGAGACAGCCUUGCAGUGUUUAUGCAGACUUGGUUUGAUAAUGGGUUACUUCUACCUAUGCGACCGAGCAAAUCUGUUCAUGAAAGAAAACAAGUUUUACACUCACUCAUCCUUCUUCAUACCAAUCAUCUAUAUCCUAGUGUUAGGGGUGUUUUACACAGAAAAUACUAAAGAGACUAAGGUGUUAAAUAGGGAACAAACCGAUGAAUGGAAAGGCUGGAUGCAGCUUGUCAUCUUGAUCUAUCAUAUCUCUGGAGCAAGCACUUUUCUGCCAGUGUACAUGCACAUCCGUGUAUUGGUUGCUGCAUAUCUAUUCCAAACGGGCUACGGGCAUUUCUCAUACUUCUGGAUUAAAGGAGAUUUUUGCAUUUAUAGAGUGUGUCAGGUUUUAUUUCGACUGAAUUUCUUGGUUGUGGUGUUGUGCAUAGUGAUGGAUCGGUCUUACCAGUUCUAUUACUUUGUUCCUCUAGUCACUGUCUGGUUUAUGAUCAUAUAUGUUACAUUAGCUCUAUGGCCUCAAAUAGUCCAGAAGAAGGCCAAUGGCAGUUGCUUCUGGCAUUUUGGUUUACUGCUGAAACUAGUUUCCCUGUUCAUCUGUAUAUAUUUUCUAGCAUAUUCUCAGGGUGCAUUUGAGAAGAUUUUUUCUAUUUGGCCAUUGUCCAAGGGCUUUGAACUAAAUGGGAGCAUCUAUGAAUGGUGGUUUAGGUGGAAAUUAGAUAGAUACGUCGUUUUUCAUGGGAUGUUGUUUGCUUUUAUUUAUCUAACAUUUCAAAAACAGCAAGUCCUCUCAGAAGGAAAGGGGGAGCCACUCUUUCCAAGCAAAGUUUCAAAUGUUUUAUUAUUUAUUUCAGUUGUUUCUUUUUUGACGUACUCUAUAUGGGCCAGCAGUUGUAAAAAUAAAACUGAGUGCAAUGAAAUGCAUCCUUCGGUUUCAGUUGUGCAGAUUUUAGCUUUUAUCCUUAUCAGGAAUAUACCUGGCUAUGCACGUUCUGUAUAUAGUUCAUUUUUCGCUUGGUUUGGCAGAAUUUCCCUUGAGCUCUUCAUCUGUCAGUACCAUAUCUGGCUGGCAGCAGAUACCAAGGGGAUCUUGGUCCUAAUUCCUGGCAAUCCCAUGCUCAACAUUAUUGUCAGCACUUUUAUAUUUGUGUGUGUGGCGCAUGAAAUUUCCCUGAUCACAAAUGAUCUUGCACAGAUGGUUGUUCCGAAAGAUAAUGCAAUUCUGCUGAAAAGGUUGCUCUGUGUGGGUGGAUUUUUUUCUGGACUUCUCUUUCUAUCGGCAUUUCAAGAACAAUCAAGGCAUUAGCGUUCAAUAAAUCCGAAAAGCUUCGCUUCAAGCUUACAUUGUGUUUGCCUGAGCCCAAAACUAAAGAAAUAAAAAUCAACUGGAAUUACACAAACCAACCACAACUUCUCUGUGUCUGGGCAACGAAGGAAAGCUAUCAAAAUGAAGGCAACUGAACAUAUACAUGGUGGCAAUGUCACCCCUUUGCAGGGGGAUAUCCACCCACUAAAGGAAGAAGAAACAGAAACACACUGUAUACUACUGCGUGUGAAAAAAGACAUAUUUUCUACUUGAGCGUUUUUCUGGUUUACAUCUCUCUCGAGAAUUAAAGAAUGGUGUGUGAUUUGCUCAAGAGGCAUUUAGAGACUAUUGCGUCAAUUUUACGUUGAGACAUUAUCAAACUGUUAAUAAUUACUAGCAUAUCAUAACUGAUGCAUUUGUAUGUUUCAAAGAACUGCUUUUAUUGCAAGAAGUAAAACAGACCCUGAUCCUGGAGCCUUAAAGGCAGUUAAAUUCCUGUCAGUUUAUUAAGGAAGCCAGUUUAUUAUUUGUGGACAGCACCGUGUUAAAUGGAUUAACAGCUGUAGCCUUUUCUUUAAAGAAUUCAGCAUCAAUGUGUGGUCAGGUUUUUCUUACUAUUUUUGGAGUGUUUCUGAAAGUAAGAGGUUAGUAACUUUUUUCUGAUUAAUGCAGUGGUAGCCAAUUUGACACCCACCCUCCACCAUUUUGUGAGCAGCUCCCAUUAUCUGCUGGCUGGGGCUGAUGGGGAAUUAUAGUCCGUAACAUUGGCUACCCCUGGAUUACUGGUUUUCUAUGGCUACUACAUAUCUAGGAAAGCCUUCAAGCACUGGAGGAAAAUCACAUUAAUUUAUAAUCUUAUCCAUGUUUACAAAGUGUAUAGCAUGCCAUAGCAUUUCAAUGAUCCAUUUUCAUUCAUUUUCCUAAGUUUUCAUAAUUUUGAAUGUUUGAGUGGUCUCAUGUUGAUUUUUCUAAAAUCAUUGCUUUUUCAUCACUGUUUUUAGUUUACAUAAUCAGUGCUUUGUAUCUUACAAUAUUGGUUUCCAAAUUUCACUGAAAAUGAAAAGUCCCCUGCCCCUCUCCUAUCACGUUUUCCUUUUGUCACCUGUCAUAGGAUUGUACUCACACCCUGUAAAAAUAAUAAUAAUGAGGCAGCUAGGAUAUUAUUCAACUGUGCCCCUUCUCCAGCUGCAAGCAACUGCAUAGGAAUUGGAAAUGUUUAUAUCACACACACUUCAGUGUAGAGGUCAGGUACCUAGCUAUGACUAUUAUGAUCCUGAUGGUUUUUUCAUUUUGGUAGGAAGAGGUUAUUAUCUUGCAUUAGAGUACAUGAGAAGAGUAUUUUACUAGUGACUAUUUUUAAAGGGCUGCAGCCAGACAGUGUGUUAAAAUCAGCGUAGUUUUUCUAUCCUUAAUGGAUAGAUUAAACAAGCUUUACAUUCUAAAAUGUUAGUUUUCUGUUCUGGCCUUUAGGAUCACAUCAUUUCUAAUGUUCUCAAUUUAGCCUAGUUACAAUCUUAAGCGUGCUGUGCAGAUGUGAAAACUCCAGCAGUGCAGGUUGAAGGAACAGAUUGCAGCAUAAUGGAGCUGAAUUAUUUUUAUCCUUUUGAAUUCAUGAUUCUAGCCGUAUUUUUGGCAGCCUCAAGGUACAUUAAAGUAGUAAUAGGACAAGUACGGUACAAAUUCUAGACACCAUCCUAAUAUCUGUAUAUCAUGUAGGGGUUUGAUUCAAAUUUCAUGCUUAGCUUCCUUUUCAGAAGCUGUCCCUGGAGUAUCUCAAAUUGCUGUUUGAGCAGUGCCAAUUUCAACAGGCAGUUUGGGGCUUCUUGUAGGGAAAUAGUGAGCAUCUACCAGUGAUACCUUUAUAAAGUUCUUGUGCCCAGACCCCAUUGAUGGGAGUUUUAAAUAGCAUUUUUGGAUUGCUGGGGGGAGGUAACUUUUACAGAGAGACUUUGGCUAAAAGAAAUAUAGGUGCACACCUGGGAGUGGGGCGCUUGAUCCUUUUGAGUCUUGGCCUCAGUGGUUGUCUCUGCUAUGCAUAUGAUUUUAGGGCUUGAAAGAAUGACGACAGUAUUGGUUUCGAUGCAUACACACAAUUCUAGGUAAUAAUGAAACAGUAUGGCUUUUCAUUUAUGGGCUGUGUUUCUGAUGUAUACUUUUGACAGGGGCAACUUUGGAAUCCUGUCACAGAAAAUCAAAUUUAAAUAUAAUUGGGGGGGGGUGUAGGAUCCCGCUAAAUAAAUGAUGGAUCUCAAAUGAAAUUCAUUUAAUGCUCAAGUUGAACUGUCUCCCUUGCACUGUUAACAAACUACAGUGUGCAAGCUCCAUACACAGUUGCCAGUUUAUUCACAAUCGUGUAAAACUGUUCUUCGCCACUGAUUGUUGCAUUUUUUUUGUUUUUCACUUCAGUUUAGCUAAGCCAGUGAAGGUUGGCAAGCCCGUGGGCUGCAUGUACAAUUGACUUGUAACAUUUAAGGAGUGAGAUGUCUUUACUUAGGGGUGGGAACUUUGUUAUGUUUAUAAACCAAGUAUUGUAGAUAUUUUAUUUAUCUGUUGUACAGAUUUGGUUAAAGAUUAUUUUUUAGGUUUGAAAUAUUGCACUUGUUUGCUAUUACUGUAUGUGGAUAAAAUAUAUUUUCUUUUAAAGUUAUGUGAAAAAUAUGAAGUAAUUUAAACAUUAAAUAAGUGUGCUGUGGGUGCCUAUUUUUGUACUGGAAGGAGCAUCAAUUAAGCAGAA